Molecule: messenger RNA, 1102 nt
Organism: Archocentrus centrarchus (flier cichlid)
Lineage: Eukaryota; Metazoa; Chordata; Actinopteri; Cichliformes; Cichlidae
Product: mannosyl-oligosaccharide 1,2-alpha-mannosidase IB-like
Exons: 3
Coding region: 518-1102 (194 amino acids)
Source: RefSeq, a predicted model, not a curated record
CCUUGUUGCCCCACGAAAUUGUCAGUCGGUCCCUAACUCGGGUAGGCUGAGUAGUUGAUGCUGAAUCGCCGAGCAGCAGCAGCAGCAGCAGCUCAGUCUGUCGCUGCAGUCCAACAGAGCGACCGGUUAUCAACAUCCUCUCCGCGAGGCUAUAACGCUAUGUGGGUCUGAGCUGACGGCGAGCCGCUCGACCGUAGCACGACACCACGGUGUUUCAAUUCGUGGACAUGAGUACACCUGCCACAGCGACUCCUUCCAAAACGUGGACCGGGAAUCCCGACAGGCAUCGAUUUUCAACGAGCAUAUGAGAAAGGAGAACCAUCAGGGCCAUGUUCCUGCUGACAAGUCACCCCGUUACUGAGGGAUCUCAGCCUUUUUUGGUUUCUGGACCUACCAAAGCAGGGAUGAGAUAAUAUAGUCAAGCAGCCGGUGCAUGCCGCUACAACAAGAACACCCGUGGCACCUGUGAAACCCGCCUCACCCCACCCCUAGUGAAGUUCAUUUCAACACUCAAACCAUGACAACGCCGGCCCUACUGCCACUGUCAGGCCGCAGGAUACCCACUCUGUCGCCGGGCGCCUCCUCUUUCCCGCACCACAGGGCCACGUUGAGGCUGUCCGAGAAGUUCAUCCUCCUCCUUAUUCUCAGUGCCUUCAUAACCUUAUGCUUUGGGGCCUUCUUUUUCCUCCCAGACAAUUCCAAGCACAAGCGCUUUGACCUAGGUUUGGAGGAUGUUCUUAUCCCUCAUAUUGACACACCCAAAGAGGGCAAGCACGCCUCAGGACAGGUGAUCAUACAUGGACAGGGAGGACAUGAUGAGCACAGACACAGGGAGGAGGAGGAGAGCCUGCGGGACAAGAUCCGCGCAGACCACGAGCGAGCGCUGCAGGAGGCAAAAGAGAAGCUGCGAAAGUCACGUGAGGAGCUCAAGGCUGAGAUUCAGACAGAGAAGAAUAACGUGAUGGAGGACCUGAAAAAGAAGGAUGCAGGGCCCAAACCGUUGCCACCUGUCCCCAUGCCUAAGGGGGUGGGCGUCAGCGACGGCGAGCCACCGGAGCCCGACGUCAAAGAGAAACGAGACAAGAUAAGAGAGGUACGGUGA